AUGGACGCCAAAGAAGGCAAAGUCGCCGAGGCGUCACCAAAGUCACACACCCAAGACGACAUCACCACCACCCCGUCGCAGCCUGACCCACCUAAAGUCACGCCGCCGUUGUUGUUGUCUGUGAAAGAUGAAUUCAACAACGCAGUUCGUGCCGUGAAAAACUUCAAAGCUUUGUCUCAUGUCGAGCCAUACACUUGGUUACGCUUCUCGUUGAGCCCCGCUGCCUACAACCAGCUCGCCGAGUUCUUGGAUAACGACGACACGUUCCGUGGCCUAGAAACCUUCUAUUCCUCCUUCACCCAAGAAUUCGCCAUGGGCGGCGAAACCCGCGUUCACGCGGCCUUCGCCCCUGCGGUUGUACGUGAUAUCCUCAACGGUCUUGCACGCUUGGAACAUCCGUCCCUUGAUGGAUUCGGUGGCAAUGUCUUGAAUACCGCAUCGGCAAAGCUCGCUCUGACUGUCGAGGGCAGCACUUUUGAAAAGUGCCCCGAUGGCUCGUUGCUGUAUCUGGGCGCACGAUUCCCGGGAGUCGUCAUGGAAGUGGCCCACUCCCAGCGAGCAGAGGACCUUCCCCGACUUGCUGAGGAUUACAUACUUGGUUCUGGUGGAAGGGUUCGCUGCGUCGUCGGCUUUAAGCUGCCGUACCCAGCAGGCAACGAAGCGACAUUGUCAGUCUGGAUCCCAAAAUUGACCGACUUGUCGGAUGGCCGCAAGAGCCUCGACGUCGAGCAACUCGUGAAGGAAGAGGUCUUCUGCACUGCCGACGGUCACCCAAACCAAAACUCUGCCGGUCUCUGCUUGUCGCUCGCUUACCUCGCACCGACUCAGGAAAUCCGAGCCAUGGUCAACGCGCUCCCAGCCGAGUUGACCGAGAUCAAAAUCUCUACUGCAGAACUAUACGAGUACCUGAAGUUGGCAUUCAAAGCGGAAAGUCCAGGAAAUAUCGUUGACGACAUCGACGACGAGAUGGUGGUGGUGGCUCCGCGCAACUACGGGCCUGCGUAG
Molecule: messenger RNA, 1005 nt
Organism: Fonsecaea nubica
Lineage: Eukaryota; Fungi; Ascomycota; Eurotiomycetes; Chaetothyriales; Herpotrichiellaceae
Exons: 3
Coding region: 1-1005 (334 amino acids)
Source: RefSeq, a predicted model, not a curated record